UUUGUCCUCUAGGAUUCUACCUGGGAUUUUCCUUUGGAAAAGUUGCUGUAGUUCCAUCAAAAUAUGGAACUUGAUUUUGGACAUUUUGACGAAAGAGACAAAGCGUCUAGGAAUAUGAGAGGGACACGGAUGAAUGGGCUCCCCAGUCCCACUCACAGUGCCCACUGUAGCUUCUACAGAACCAGAACCUUGCAGGCACUAAGUAAUGAGAAGGCCAAGAAGGUACGUUUCUACCGCAAUGGGGACCGCUACUUCAAGGGGAUUGUGUAUGCUGUUUCUUCUGACCGUUUCCGUAGUUUUGACGUGUUGCUGGCUGACCUGACUCGAUCCUUGUCCGACAACAUCAACCUGCCUCAGGGAGUGCGCUAUAUUUACACCAUCGAUGGGUCCAGGAAGAUCGGAAGCAUGGAUGAACUGGAAGAAGGGGAAAGCUAUGUCUGUUCCUCAGACAACUUCUUUAAAAAGGUUGAGUACACCAAGAAUGUCAAUCCCAACUGGUCUGUCAACGUAAAAACAUCUGCCAACAUGAAAGCUCCCCAGUCCUUGGCUAGCAGCAACAGUGCUCAGGCCAGAGAGAACAAGGACUUUGUGCGCCCCAAGCUUGUGACCAUCAUCCGCAGCGGGGUGAAGCCUCGGAAGGCAGUGCGGGUGCUUCUCAACAAGAAAACAGCCCACUCUUUCGAGCAGGUCCUCACUGACAUCACAGAGGCGAUCAAACUGGAAACUGGCGUCGUCAAGAAACUCUAUACCCUUGAUGGAAAGCAGGUCACCUGUCUCCAUGAUUUCUUUGGGGAUGAUGAUGUAUUCAUUGCUUGUGGUCCCGAAAAGUUCCGCUAUGCUCAAGACGAUUUUUCUUUGGAUGAGAACGAAUGCAGAGUUAUGAAAGGGAAUCCAUCUGCCACAGCUGGCCCAAAAGCUUCCCCAACACCUCAAAAGACAUCAGCUAAGAGUCCAGGCCCAAUGCGUCGCAGCAAGUCUCCUGCUGACUCAGGUAACGACCAAGACGCAAAUGGAACUUCUAGCAGUCAGCUGUCAACACCUAAAUCGAAGCAGUCUCCGAUCUCUACACCUACAAGUCCGGGAAGUCUUCAGAAGCACAAGGACUUGUACCUCCCACUGUCACUGGAUGACUCCGAUUCACUGGGCGAUUCCAUGUGA
Messenger RNA from Microtus oregoni (creeping vole), 1158 nucleotides. RefSeq names its product neuronal migration protein doublecortin-like. Bases 64 to 1158 code for a protein of 364 amino acids. Gene Ontology annotation, cellular component: axoneme; neuron projection. Gene Ontology annotation, molecular function: microtubule binding. Lineage: Eukaryota; Metazoa; Chordata; Mammalia; Rodentia; Cricetidae. Gene Ontology annotation, biological process: photoreceptor cell development; retina development in camera-type eye; axoneme assembly. The transcript has 7 exons. The record is from RefSeq and is a predicted model, not a curated record.